Messenger RNA from Somion occarium, 925 nucleotides. The record is from the annotation of a GenBank genome assembly. Lineage: Eukaryota; Fungi; Basidiomycota; Agaricomycetes; Polyporales; Cerrenaceae.
GGCCGAUCAUGAAUACGCAUUCCGAAAUGCUCCUACGACGCGCCCACGUGCUGAGAGACUGAUUCAUUCCUGCACGUGGGAGUGAUGUCAGAAAUCAGGCCUGUGGAAUUGGUUGGGCUCCUGGUUUAUAUAAAGUCUGUGCUUUCUUUCUCGAGCACCAACCACCAUCGCCGUCUUCACGAAUUAGGAAAAAUGCUCAGUCUUACUCGUUCUUUCGCCCGCCCCACCCGUCUCGCAUCGUCGCUUGCCAGAGCAGCUGCAUUCAUACACACUGUGCCCCCUCUCGACUAUCCCUACGAUGCCCUUGAACCACAUAUCUCUGCGGAGAUUAUGACUUUGCAUCACACGAAGCAUCACCAAGCGUACGUCACUGGCUUGAACGCAGCCGAGGAGGCAUUCGCAAAGGCGGAAACACCCAAAGAUAAGAUCAAGCUUCAGUCGGCGUUGAAAUUCAACGGAGGAGGACACAUUAACCACACACUGUUCUGGAAAAACCUUGCUCCUACGUCUGCUGGUGGAGGCAAGCUCACUGGGGGUCCCCUGAAAGCCGCAAUUGAGCGUGAUUUUGGUUCGGUUGAGGCAUUCAAGACGAAGAUGAACACCAAGACUGCUGCUAUUCAGGGCUCGGGCUGGGGCUGGCUCGGAUAUAACCCUGAUACUUCGAAGCUGGAGAUUGUGACUACGCCUAAUCAAGACCCUCUCCUUUCUCACGUUCCUAUCAUUGGAAUCGACAUUUGGGAGCAUGCGUUCUACCUUCAGUACAAGAACGUCAAGCCCGAGUACCUGAAGGCGAUUUGGAAUGUCGUCAACUUCCAGGAGGCCGAGAAGCGUUUCGUAGAGGCGACUCAGAACUAGAAUAGACUGUUUCAUGUAGUAGCAAAUGAGAAUGGACAAUUGUAUCCGCCGUUGAGCAUGAAUUUCACUG